Coregonus sp. 'balchen' is the source of this 7263-nucleotide messenger RNA. The record is from the annotation of a GenBank genome assembly. NCBI's taxonomy places the organism in Eukaryota, Metazoa, Chordata, Actinopteri, Salmoniformes, Salmonidae.
AUGGUGAAGAUUGGGAUCAAUGGGUAAGUUGCUUUUGUUUAGCUUAAAGAAAAGUAUAUACAGUCUUUAAUGUAUCGUAACACUGGCUGAAUUGGGGUUUUGUAUAAAUGCUAGAGAACCAAGUUGAAAAGGUCAAGAAACCUUGGCUUGCAUUGCACAAAUACCUUGAUACAGUUUGUGUACUUUGGAACCAAGAUGGUGGACAGUUCAUGCCAUACUGUAGCUACUACUUCACAUGCCUGGUCUGGACCCUUCCCCUGUCCAUUCUCUGCUUAUUUAUAGUUUGGGUGUCACACCGCCUCUGCAACACUCCUGUAGCUAUCCUCACCUCAGCGGUCACAUUCCUUUAUUCUAUCUAAUAAUAUCCCUUUAAAGUUCAGAGCAAAGAUUGUUUGGAGGAGCUCUUAGCCCAAUCCUAUCCUUCUAACCUUUAUUUGACCAAUAGAUGUCUGUAAUUGAGCUGCACGAAGAUAAAAGUUGGAAAUGAUAGGCCCUUUCCCAAAAUCAGCAGGACAUUGAAGGCAACCUGUAACGAUGCCCAUUUUAAACCGGAAACAAUGACAUGAGAUUGAUGUUCUAAUUCUGCUGCUGUGGUGAUUGACCUUUAUACAGUGUGGAAACUAAACGUUCUUAUCAGAGUGCAAUAAAUACUCCUGACUUCAGUUCCUCAACCUAUGUCAUAGAUUAGUUUUGAGUAUGACACCUUCAUUGACUAGAACAUGACUUGUAAAUGGGAAUGGAUAACAAGGGAUUUGCUCCAGAAUACAAACUCUUUACCUCCUAAUGUUACCAAAUGGGCUACUUGUUUUUACUCCGUUCUGACGCACUUUGACUCGUUCGUUGGUCAAUAAUUGACCCUUGUGAACAGAACACACCCUUUUAGUUGGGGGUGUCGGCUUGCGUCACUGGACAAAGUUCAAAUGAGUUUAAACAUAACUAUCAUCACAAUGAAUGACACUGAAUCCUCAAACACAUAUUUUAUUAUCCACUCUGUGAACUUGAUUGGUCAAUAUAUACCACAAGACAGAUCUUUGCACUAAUUGACUGCCGACGGUAUCUACAUGGGAGUUAAUACUUGAGCUGCCCGGAACAGAUCCUAUUUUCUUUUUAAAUUGAGACUUUUCUAGACCAUAAUCCAGUUUACUUUAUUUCAGUGACAUCUAGACUCGUAUGCCAUAUUAUUGAACCUUUCUCAACCAGUUAACUGAAACUGAAACAGUCCCAUGUGGAUUCUGCUAAACACGUCACCGAAGUUAUGCUGAAACUGGACCUACACCACUGAUGGCAAGAUGUCUUAAUCUAGUUUAAACACUAUGAAAAUGUUUCUUUGCUUUUGGUGGGUAAUGUAACUGCACAGGCCAACCAAGCUUAACAGACCAGUCAUCUCUAACCUGCUUUUCCAAUUUGUGUCCUCAACCUGCACUUUCUCCUAAUUUCUGGUCACGCUGCACCAACCCAACCAUAUUAGGCAUAAACAAAGGCUCUGGGCUGCAAAUGUCAAGUCUUGUUAUCAGUCAGGGCUGGCAGGCCUUGUAGAGGGAUGUAGCUCAGUUGGUAGAGCAUGGCGUUUGCAACGCCAGGGUUGUAGGUUUGAUUCCCAUGGGGGGCCAGUAUGAAAAAAGAAGAAUGUAUGCACUCUGGAUAAGAGCGUCUGCUAAAUGACUAAAAAUGUAGAGCUGUCAAUGACAGUAUAGGGCUGCUGCCACCUGCUGGUGUGGUAAUAUGGAUACAUGGGGAUUAACUGUAAACCUAUCUGAUUUAUUUUCUCAGAUUUGGCCGUAUUGGGCGCCUGGUGACCCGUGCCGCCGCAAAGAGUGGAAAAGUCGAGGUCGUCGCCAUCAAUGACCCCUUCAUCGACCUGGACUACAUGGUGAGAACUUUACACUGCAUUAAGAAAUGCAGUACACUUUUAAAAAAUUGGUACUAGACUUAUAGCUUCUCAGUUUUACUGUACAAUCAAUGACUGUACCUGCCCCUGUACCAUAGGUCUACAUGUUCAAGUAUGACUCCACCCACGGUGUUUGGAAGCACAGUGAAGUGAAGCAGGAGGGUGGAAAGUUGAUCAUUGGCAACCUGCACAUCACAGUUUUCCAUGAGUGGGUUUUCCUUUCCUUAUUCUUUUAGUACAAUGGUUCAAAUGACACAUUUGGAUGCAUUCCUGCACCCAUAUUAAGCUUAGUGGUGGACUAAGAAGCACUUUGAAUGGACAUUUUUCUCUGGUUCUGGCAAACUGACCCAUUGACAAUUGGGAAUGCCAAGGCUGACACUUGGGAGUUCUCGAGUGGGCUAGACCAUUUUAUGUUAUGAUGCCUAUGGGUUUCACAUGAAUUGGAACCAUUCGAUAUCUGUAAUUGAACACUAGUUUUGUGGCUCUUAAUCCCAACUUCGUCUCUCUUUGUCAUCUUCAGGAGGGACCCCACUGCCAUCAAGUGGGGCGACGCUGGAGCUGACUAUGUUGUGGAGUCUACUGGUGUGUUCACCACCAUCGAAAAGGCCUCUGUAAGUACCUCUGUUCACUAGCAGUAGGACGGUCACAUUUUUAUAUAGUUAGUGUUUGGGAUAUUGCUGACCGUUCAUUAUAAUUUUGGUAGGCAUGUUAUGCAGGGAUCCCACUUUCAAUGAAGACCUUUUUUUGUUUGUUUUUACCCCUAAACUACUGCUUUUUAACAGAUGGGCUUUUUAACUAUGUGCAUAAAGGUUGGCUGGCUUGGUUCAUUCAGUGGCUUUGCUGUUCCAUAAAUAUCCUUUGUCCUCUCACCCCAACCGCCACAACAGGCUCACCUGAAGGGAGGUGCCAAGAGGGUCAUCAUCUCUGCCCCCAGCGCAGAUGCCCCCAUGUUUGUGAUGGGUGUCAACCAUGAGAAGUACGACAACUCCCUGAAGGUCGUCAGGUAAGCCUCUCCUCCACCCUCCCUUCGUUGCAUAAUCUUAAAGGAGCAGUGGUAAUUAUCUGUUGCCAAAAGAUAACUUGUACAAAGAAUGGCUGAAACAAACAUGCACUCAGUGUGCAUUAUUCAGACUCCUUCCUCUGUCCUGAGUUAUUACUAUUUCAAUUUAAAUAAAAAAUAGUGCUUUUAAGCUGACUCUUAUGGAUUUGUGGCACAAUGUUUAUUUACUAAACAUUUGUGGUGGUAUGAUAGUAAUUGUCAUGUCCUCACAGCAACGCCUCCUGCACAACUAACUGCCUGGCUCCCAUCGCCAAGGUUAUCAACGACAACUUUGGCAUUAUUGAGGGUCUCAUGGUAAGAAUGGAUUUUCCUUCAGUGUUUGACUGUCAAAGCACAAUUCUUACUGGAAAGUAGUAGUAAAAAAGUGUGAACUUUGAACACUGGUGGAGAUGUAAAUGUUAACGUUAAAGGUCAUUACACACCAAAAUCAAAUUGUCAAAUUAGGUUAUCAAUCUAUCCAAACCCACCUGGUUCAUUUAUUAGUACACUGCUCAAAAAAAUAAAGGGAACACUAAAAUAACACAUCCUAGAUCUGAAUGAAAUAAUCUUAUUAAAUACUUUUUUCUUUACAUAGUUGAAUGUGCUGACAACAAAAUCACACAAAAUUAUAAAUGGAAAUCAAAUUUAUCAACCUAUGGAGGUCUGGAUUUGGAGUCACCCUCAAAAUUAAAGUGGAAAACCACACUACAGGCUGAUCCAACUUUGAUGUAAUGUCCUUAAAACAAGUCAAAAUGAGGCUCAGUAGUGUGUGUGUGUGUGGCCUCCACGUGCCUGUAUGACCUCCCUACAACGCCUGGGCAUGCUCCUGAUGAGGUGGCGGAUGGUCACCUGAGGGAUCUCCUCCCAGACCUGGACUUAAGCAUCCGCCAACUCCUGGACAGUCUGUGGUGCAAUGUGGCGUUGGUGGAUGGCGCGAGACAUGAUGUCCCAGAUGUGCUCAAUUGGAUUCAGGUCUGGGGAAUGGGCGGGCCAGUCCAUAGCAUCAAUGCUUUCCUCUUGUAGGAACUGCUGACACUCCAGCCACAUGAGGUCUUGCAUUAGGAGGAACCCAGGGCCAACCGCACUAGCAUAUGGUCUCACAAGGGGUCUGAGGAUCUCCUCUCGGUACCCAAUGGCAGUCUGGCGAGCACAUGGAGGGCUGUGCGGCCCCCCCCAAAGAAAUGCCACCCCACACCAUGACUGACCCACCGCCAAACCGGUCAUGCUGGAGGAUGUUGCAGGCAGCAGAACGUUCUCCACUGCGUCUCCAGACUCUGUCACAUGUGCUCAGUGUGAACCUGCUUUCAUCUGUGAAGCGCACAGGGCGCCAGUGGCGAAUUUGCCAAUCUUGGUGUUCUCCGGCAAAUGCCAAACGUCCUGCACGGUGUUGGGCUGUAAGCACAACCCCCACCUGUGGACGUCGGGCCCUCAUACCACCCUCAUGGAGUCUGUUUCUGACCGUUUGAGCAGACACAUGCACAUUUGUGGCCUGCUGGAGGUCAUUUUGCAGGGCUCUGGCAGUGCUCCUUCUGUUCCUCCUUGCACAAAGGCGGAGGUAGCAGUCCUGCUGCUGGGUUGUUGCCCUCCUACGGCCUCCUCCACGUCUCCUGAUGUACUGGCCUGUCUCCUGGUAGCGCCUCCAUGCUCUGGACACUACGCUGACAGACACAGCAAACCUUCUUGCCACAGCUUGCAUUGAUGUGCCAUCCUGGAUGAGCUGCACUAACUGAGCCACUUGUGUGGGUUGUAGACUCCGUCUCAUGCUACCACUAGAGUGAAAGCACCGCCAGCAUUCAAAAGUGACCAAAACAUCAGCCAGGAAGCAAAACCAUUCCUUUAUUGGGGGUGUCUUGCUAAUUGCCUAUAAUUUCCACCUGUUGUCUAUUCCAUUUGCACAACAGCAUGUGACAUUUAUUGUCAAUCAGUGUUGCUUCCUAAAUGGACAGUUUGAUUUCACAGAAGUGUGAUUGACUUAGAGUUACAUUGUGUUGUUUAAGUGUUCCCUUUAUUUUUUUGAGCAGUGUAUAUGAAUGAAAUGUCAAUUGUUCAGAUCAUGUAAGUAGUCAGUUGAAUGUCAUGGGCUUUUCUCAACAGAAUACUACUUUUGAGGUAAAACUUAGAUUUUGAAAUGUCAUAUACAAGUAAUUUUGGUGCCCUGCAUAGACUAACAUCCCUACCACUUUCUCCCCCACUUCCCCCAGAGCACAGUUCAUGCUGUCACAGCCACACAGAAGACUGUUGACGGACCAUCCGGUAAGCUGUGGAGAGAUGGACGUGGUGCCAGCCAGAACAUUAUCCCUGCCUCCACCGGUGCCGCCAAGGCUGUGGGCAAGGUUAUCCCUGAGCUGAACGGGUAUGAACCAAUCCAAGACCACCUUUUUUUUAAAUGGAGGUUUUAUGACCAUAGUGAUAACUGCUGGGAUUUAUAUAGCUCUAGUGCUUUUUUUACUAGGGUAGAGUUUUUUAAGAAAUGAUUUAAUUGCGGGCCACUUGUGCUUGUAAUGCUGUGGAUCCUGAACCUUUGUGGGUCUUUCUGACCCACAGCAAGCUGACUGGCAUGGCCUUCCGCGUCCCCACUCCCAACGUGUCCGUGGUUGACCUGACUGUCCGUCUUGAGAAGGCUGUAAGUCGCCAACCAUCUUUUGCUAAUGUCUACAAUUUUUAAACCGGGAUUUUGGGGUAAGUUACCGGCAUUACUGCAACAGGCACAUGUAUGGUCUACCUUAAAAAAAAAAAAAACAUUCUCGUCUGCUUUAGGCACCUUAUGACGAGAUCAAGAAGGUCAUCAAGGCUGCCGCUGAAGGACCCAUGAAGGGAAUUCUGGGAUACACAGAGGACCAGGUAAAUAUUUCCCCACUCUAACCCUUUGUCCCAAUCUGUCCUUUUUCUUAGUGUGCACUUGUACACUACUCCCUAAAUGAAUAAACAAUUAUUAGAUUGGUCUAGAUCAGGGUUUACCAAACUAUGUCCUGGGGCCCCCCUCAAUGCACGUUUUGGUUUUUGCCCUGGCACUACUCAGCUGACUCCAAUAACUAACUCAUCAAGCUUUGAUUAUUUUAAUCCGCUGUGUAGUGCUAGGGCAAAAAGCACAACGUGCAGUUUGAAGAAACCCUGGUCUAGAUCAGUUUCCCAAACUUCUCAAGGGCCUCAGCCAGUCCACGUAUUUGACGUAUUCCAGAACUAGCACAGCUGAUUUGAAUGACGAGGGGCUUGAUGCUAUUAGGUGACAAUUUGAAUCGGCUGUGCUAGUUCUGGAAUGGAUCAAAUACGUGGCUGUAGUGCACACUUCCAGAGAAGGUAACCUUUCCCUACUCUAAUGCCCUGGGCCUCAAGGUCAUAGGCUGAAAUGUCUAAGCUCCAAAAUUAGCGAGCCCUAGAUUGAAGGUUAAUUCUUUACCCUAAAGCUUUUUGCUUCCCCCCUCGCAGGUGGUGUCCACAGACUUCAACAGCGACUGCCGCUCCUCAAUCUUCGACGCCGGUGCCGGAAUUGCACUCAACGACCACUUUGUCAAGCUGGUCUCAUGGUAUGUAUGCAGGAACCUACACACCAUUGCACUCGCUCACCAGGCGUCCACCGACUCAACGUUUCAUUGAGAUAUACAAUCGUUCGCAUUGCAGGGAAUGUUGCAACUGUUAUAACAUACAAAGGGGUAUGGUAUGUAGGUAGGUAGUGGUCCAAGAACGGAGCCUUGAGAAACAUCGCAACUUUCCUUUUUAAUUCCAAACAUAAUGGCUUAUUAAAUAAAACAUCCUGUGAUUGCGGCAUGGCAAACCGCAACACGAGUUGGGGGAGGAACUAUUUCAACUUGUGGCAGCUGGAGCGCAAAGGUGUGGACUGCCUCCUUUUGAAAAUGAAUGACUUCCGUUGGACCGCAUUGUUGAAUGCAGUUCAUGGAUGUGGGCGUCACUCACCCAGACACAAAAUAAAUGUAAUUCUGUGCCAGCACAACAAUCAUUGAAUUAGAAUAGCCUCAACUUUCCUGUAAUUGUAGGUUUUUGUUAAAUUCUCUUUUCCAUAGGUACGACAACGAGUUCGGCUACAGCAACCGUGUCGUUGACCUGUGUCUGCACAUGGCCUCCAAGGAGUAGUGUCCACACCACACCUCCAAACCCCCACGUCCCAUGACAUCUUCCUUCUCCUGAGCGGACAUCCCACCAGUCUGCGGCCAGAGAAAAAGAGCCUGUAGCGAACUCCAUAGCAACAUAUUUAUAAAACAUCACACCUCUGUUCAGUCUGAGGACUGAGUAUGAUUUUUGCCUACAGAAUAUCUGUUUACAGCACUAUGGAUUAAUAUGCACUGUCACACAAUAAAGGUCCUCUGUUUGUGAAAACAUA